Pezoporus occidentalis (night parrot) is the source of this 6386-nucleotide messenger RNA. Its product is annotated as neurotrypsin-like. Gene Ontology annotation, cellular component: membrane. Gene Ontology annotation, molecular function: serine-type endopeptidase activity. NCBI's taxonomy places the organism in Eukaryota, Metazoa, Chordata, Aves, Psittaciformes, Psittacidae. The transcript has 15 exons. The coding region runs from base 2835 to 5288 and encodes 817 amino acids. Gene Ontology annotation, biological process: proteolysis. The record is from RefSeq and is a predicted model, not a curated record.
GACUCAAGAUUGAACAGCUUUAAAUGUACCUUCCUUAGAUUUAAUAAUGUUUGAAACUUCCGUUAUUACACUCUAACCCUAAUUCACAUGGAGGAGCAGUAAGCUUAAAACACUAAAAAAUCCCAUAGGAUUGUUUGUAACAAUACAGUAAUGAUCAACCCUCUGGAAAGCAUCCCAGCCAGUCAAGUGAAAAUAACUUUACAGCCCAAGGUCAAGGAGACACUUGAAAAAGACCUAGGGAAGCGAUGGUAGGAUGCAGGGCUGAAAACUGGGAAUGCGCCACGGGGGGCUGUGCCGCCUGUGAGUUUUGCAUGGGGAGAGCUGGAAGCUGCUUCAGGUAAAGUUUUCCGGGUCCCGUUUACCUGGGUCAAACCAGAGGAGAGUUUGACCUGGGGAAGCUGCAGGGAGCUAAUCGAGGAGGCAGCGGUGGGGGGAUAAAGUCCAGAUUCCUUCCAGCAAGUCUAAUCUCUGGCAAGUGUGCGCGCACAAGCAGCUUCCUUCUCCAGCUCGGCUGUCGGCGGUUCUGCAGGAGGACACAGCCCUGCGUCCCCGCAGUCUCCGUGCCUCGGGAGGGAAGGGAGAGGAGCGCGGCCGGCCCGGGAGGCGGGGGCUGGCAGCGGGGAGAAGCGCAGACCUGGAGAGGGAGGGGAGAGCGGGCUGAGGGCUGCGCCCCACCCGCCAGCGCUUGCCUCCUCCUGGAUUUAAGGUGCGAGAGAAACCCAGGGGCAUGUUCUCCGCCCUUAUUCUCUCCCCUCUUUUUCUCCUUUCCAAAGAUGAUAACCAAGGAGAAGAGAUGGGGAGAGACAGGGGAAAGUGAAAUUCUAAGAUGCUGCUGGGAACUUUGAUCCCUUCCCCUGCAUCCCUUUCCGUGCACAGAAAUGGAAGAGGCAUCCCACUCACUUGGGUGCGGAGCCCUGCUCCCGGGGAAGCCCAGCUGCAGAGCCCGAGGAGGAGGCAGCAGCUGAGCCUGGCAGCUGAACGGCAAUGUGAUGCUUGAAGAAGCUUCUGCCCACUUUGCACAGGAGGGAUGGAGAUCCCCAAAGUACUGGGGCUCCUCAUAGAGCUCUCCAGUCUGUUAUCCUGUCUCAGAUGUGUGGAGGUAAGAAACGGUUAUUCUUCUAUCUGCUUGUGCAAAGUCACAUGGCUCUUUUAAUGUCCUCACUGUAAGUGGAUCUUGUUAUUACUUGAAUAUGUUUUCCAAAGCAUCUAGGCAGCUGUGGUCUCUGGGAAGAGCUGGGGGCUUGGGGAGGGAUUUAUUUCAUUGUGCAUAUGAAAUCCAGACAAGGAAACAAAUCAGGGAAGCAGGAUGCACAAGAGCUUGCAGAUGCUUUGGCUCAGGUUUCUUGUGUUUCUCAGGCACUGCAGUGACCCUGGCAGGAAAGAUCCAUUGUUUCUGCUCUUUGAUGAUGGACUGAUUACCCCUGUUGCUGUUAGGAAGAGAUGAUUUAUAGCCACAUGGAUGUGGGGCAGUGACUACAGCACAUAGCGUCUGCACUAAGAUUUGGUCAGUCUUAGCUGAGAUGGUCAGUGCUGGGGUGUUUUGGAAGCUGCUACGUGAACUGGCAGCAACUAAUCUUUCAUUAGAAGGGAAGCAUAUUACAUGGACUGCAAUUCUUUUAUUUAUGGUCCAUCUCCAAGAGCAGGUUCAGGCUUUCAUGUACGGCCUGUUAUUAGUCCAACCCAUCCCUCUGUUGCCUGCGGGCUUACAUGUGUGUGCAGCUGCACAUUAAAUGCUAGGAGUCAGGGGACCUGGAGUGUGGCUCAGUCAGCUGUUUGGUGCUGUCACAAAAGUGUGGCUUAGCUCACUUUCCUCUCUUUGCAAAUAUCUGAGAGAUCCUCAGAUAAGUCCUUUGGCAUUGAUACUUCACAGACCAUUAUGUGGGAUUUCAACAGCCUGAUACAUGCAGAUGGAUUUUUGGCUGAAAAGCAUUUGUCAGUUAAAUGCUGUUUUAUCCAUGCAUCCCUUGUGUAUGUGCAGCUGAGAUCUGAUCUGCUGUUUCUGAGCCAUGUCAGGAUUUCAUGUUCGAUAUGUAGUGUCACAUUCUGACUUCUAGAGGGUGAUGGUGGAGCUUGGCCAUGGUUGCCAACACUUGAUGUACCAUACUCACAAGCUUGUUUUAAAAGGAAAGAUGUCUGCUUGAGGAGGUGUCAUUCUUGUCAGGUAUCUAUGGGAACUAUCUCUACUUAUUCUAGAGGGGGGGUUGAUUUAAUUCCAGAUUUUACACUUCCCCUUUUCCAGGGAAAGGUGGAGCUGAGAGAAGCAAAAUUACUGCAUUUGAAGAAAACCAGAACCAUUUCCAAUAGCUGGUAGUCUUUAUAUGCAUAACUCUGCUCCGUGAAUAACAAGGCCUUGUUCAUAUAGGAAUAUAAGAAACAUUCAUUUAGAAGUAUUUAGAAAUUAAUUAAACUCCAAGGAGUUAAUAGAAGCAUGUACAGUUUCUUCUCUUCACUCUGCUCUGUGAAGAUCUUGCACCUGCCUGCACAUCAUGUAAUGGUACUGAGUGGAGAUCCCUAUCUUUCAGCCCGCAAUCAAGUUAUAACCACCAAAAACACUGCCUAUAAGAGGAAAUACAGUUUGGGGGCUGAGCAGGAUGCUGGAAUUCUGAAGACUCUGUUUCGUAUUUUUUGUUCUUAGUAAUUUAACCCCAUUGGGAUAAUAGUACCAUAGGCCAUACCAUAUUCUCAUGUAUUAAAACCAAAAUCCCCCAAAAGCAUUGUUGUAUUUCUUCUUUAGGCGUUUCCCCAUUUUGUACACUUAUUACUAUUUUAACAGGGAUCCUUGGGGGCACCAUCCCAUCACAUAGAUACAUCUCUGUUUGCUGCUGUUGCCAUAGAUGGCUUGCCCUAGAAAUGGGGAGAGAAUGAGUGGUUAUUCAUUAUUUUCCUUACUGGCUUUCCUGGGAUCCCAGCCCAACCAAAACCAUUUGCAGAGUACAGCAUCCAGCGUGUGUGGUGUUGGACCUCUUGGGUAUUACAAUGGUUCACUGGCGGUCACUGAGGCUGGGGCAGAGUGCCUCAACUGGGCAGACUUCCCCGAUUAUGUUCAGCAGUACCCAGACCGCGGCUUGGGGGACCACAACCACUGCAGGAACCCGGACGGGGGAACUACACCCUGGUGCUUCUACCGGCUUGCAUCAGGGGCCAUCAGCUGGGCUAACUGUGACUGUAACCAAGGUGCUGUGCGAUUGGCUGAAGAUAGUAGUGUGGAGCUGUACUUCAAUGGACUCUGGGGCACCAUCUGUGCUGACUACUGGACUGACUGGGAUGCCAGUGUUGUCUGCAGGCAACUAGGUCUCAGUGAGAUCGGCUCAGCUGGGAAGAAGAGUCACCCUGGACUGUGGCCUGUUCCCCUGCACCUGCAGUCAGCAAACUGCCAUGGGGAUGAGAAAGCCCUGCUGGAGUGUGGCUACCGGGAAGCUGUGUCAGGAGUUUGUAAGCAGGGGAGUGCCAUGGCAACCUGUGUCCCUCCAGAAGGUGUAGAUGCCCCGCUGCGUUUAGUUGGGGGAAAGGAGAGCUUUGAAGGACGAGUGGAGGUUUACCAUGAUGGCAAGUGGGGUACCAUCUGUGAUGACCAGUGGGAUGACCGGGAUGCUGAAGUAGUCUGUAGGCAGCUGGGACUCAGUGGGAACCCAAAAGCCUUGUCGUGGGCUCACUACGGGCAGGGAUCUGGCCCAAUCCUGCUGGAUGAAGUGGAAUGCUCAGGCAAUGAACUCUCACUUGACCAGUGCAAGAAGAGUGACUGGGGACAGCAAAACUGUGACCACAUUGAAGACGCUGGGGUCUCCUGUGACCCUUUCACAGAGGGCACCAUCAGGCUGGCUGGUGGCCGCAGCCCCAGUGAAGGCAGGGUAGAAGUUUAUUACAAUGGAGACUGGGGCACAGUGUGCGACGAUGGCUGGACAGACCUCGGUGCCCAGGUAGUCUGCAGGCAGCUGGGCUUCAGUGGUCCUGCUACCCUUGCCUCUGAAGGGGACUAUGCUGCUGGCCAAGGCUUUAUCUUACUGGAUGAUGUGGCUUGUGUGGGGACAGAGCUGUCCCUCCUGGACUGUCCCCACAGCAACUGGGGGCAGCAUGACUGCUCACACGCUGAGGAUGUGGGAGUCCGCUGUUCCCUGGAGAGCAACACAGUCAUGGAUGACAGCCUGGGACCUCCUGUGCGGCUCAUGGAUGGAGAAAGCACCAAGGAGGGACGAGUUGAGGUAUUCCUGAAUGGGCAGUGGGGCAGUGUCUGUGAUGAUGGCUGGACAGACAGCGAUGCUGCAGUGGUUUGCAGGCAGCUGGGAUUCAGUGGUACAGCAAAAGCCAGGGCAAUGGCUUAUUUUGGUGAAGGCCAUGGACCCAUCCAUCUGGACAACAUAGAAUGCAGAGGCACAGAGAACACCCUGGGGCAAUGUGUGAGGCCUGACACAGGGAUUCACAGCUGCUGGCACAGUGAAGAUGCUGGUGUGAUCUGUGACUAUGUGGAAGAGAAGGUGCAAGGUAUCAGGAGAACAGGUCCAGAGUCUGGUGUGUGCGGGAUGCGCCUGCUUCACCGUCGCAAGAAAAGGAUCAUAGGUGGAAAGAAGUCCCUCAGAGGCAGUUGGCCAUGGCAGGCCUCACUGCGGUUGAAGGGUUUUCAUCGAGAUACUCGUCUGCUGUGCGGAGCAACCCUGAUCAGCAGCUGCUGGGUAGUGACUGCAGCCCACUGCUUCAAAAGGUUUGGUGUUGAUGUGCGGCGCUACCUGCUGCGGGUGGGUGAUUACCACACGGGUGUGAAGGAUGAGUUUGAGAGGGAGCUGCCCGUGGAGCGGAUUGUCCUCCACAGGAACUACUGGGCUGGCAGCAAUGAUAACGACAUUGCCUUGGUCCGAAUGCGGGGCAGAGAGGGGCACUGUCUCUCCUUCAAUCACCACGUUCUGCCUGUCUGCCUGCCUGACAGGAAAGAGAAGUCUGACAUCAACAGGCAAGCCUGCAUCAUCUCUGGUUGGGGAGACACAGGGAAGUCCUAUUCAAGAACCCUGCUGCAGGGGGUGGUGCCUCUUCUCCCACGGGAAGACUGUGAGGCCCGCUAUGGGCACAAGUUCACGAACCGCAUGAUUUGUGCUGGGAACCUCUCUGAAGACAAGCGGGUGGACAGCUGCCAAGGCGACAGCGGAGGGCCACUCAUGUGCCAGAGGCCAAACGGGCGCUGGGUCAUUGUGGGGAUCACCUCCUGGGGUUAUGGCUGUGGUCGGAAAGAUUCCCCCGGUGUGUACACGAAGGUCAGCAAAUACGUACCCUGGAUCAAGAGAGUGACCAAGCUAAAAUGACAAUGUCUGAGCUCUAGGAACUUCAACAUAUGGCCCUAUUGCCCUACAGCAGUGGAAGGCUGUGGCUCCUGGCCUGUGGCUGGUGGAGACUGGACACUGGGAAAAGACUUUCAUGUAGAACUGGGAGAAAAACAGUUACAGCUGAUUCUGCAAAGUCUUUGGUUUCACUUUAGUCUGUGAUGUCUGAGCAGAGAAAGCAAGUGCUCACUGGUAAGAAUGAUAAGUCUAUGUUGCUCUGACUACCUGAGUCCUGUAACGCAAUCACGCUUGUUGCCCUGCACACAGAAAUGUGUAAGUGGAGAGAUACCUGCCUCUGUAAAUCUGUUCCGGGGUUUGUAUGUUUGCACAGUUGAAAAAUGCUGCAAGCAGACAUGAGAUGCUUGGAAGAUGGCACCAGGCUCCGGCACAGCUGAAAUCUUCAGAUUUUCUUUUUGUAACAGCUCUCCAAUUCUGAGAAUCAGAGAUUUAAGCUGAGCUGAGGAACAGGACAACAGCUGGGUCUUUUCCUUCUCUGUUAUGUCUCAAGGGUGAAUCUUUUCUUUUCUGAAUAGUAGAUCUGCUCCCAUAUGAUCCCUUUAAAGUAUCUUUCCCUGCUAAAAGAUGCUUGUCCCUCCUUCUGUAAUCCUCUAUCACAUGUUUCCAGCUGCCAGAUGCUAUGGUUUUAUUGCUACUUUCUCAAUAUAGUGGUUUCUUUUGUGUUCAUUAGGUUUAGUUGUUUUUUGGUUUGUUUUGUGUUUUUUUUUUUUUUUCUUAAAGCAGCAUCUCCUAGAAUCAGUUUUUCAUGUAAGAGUAAAUCUUAAUUUUUUUAGGAGACAGUAGCUUUCUUGCCCUUGUGUUUACUACAAAGAACUUAAAACUGUGACCUCAAAAGUCUGAACAGACAUGUUCUUUUACUUUAAAUCCAAAUGUAAUGUUUAUCUCAAACAUUCAGGUGUUGAAUCACUGUUUAACAGCACUGCGGCAGCUUUCUCUUGAUACUUUAUUCAUCUUAGCUGCCCUUUAUUUGUGAUGUUAGUCUUUAAUAGCUCUGUGCUCACAGUUCUCCCAUGAAAUACAGAAAUACUCCUGUGGUACAGAUGCACCUCAAGCAAGUUACUC